UAUAGAAGUUCCGUUGUUUCAUUCGUUAGGGGUGAAAAAUAAAAUGCAAUUUGAAGCAUCAAUCUUACAUAAGAAUAUUCUAUGCUACCCAAAAUUGCCAUUGAAAUGUUUGUUGGUGUUUACACCCUAUUAUACAAGAACCAUAUCUAAUUAUAUAGUUGAUAGGCUCCUCCAGCCACAUUGAGUUAGCAGCAAGAUAUAUCCCAAUUCCCAAGUGAACUAGUAAGCUAAUUAAAGCCUUGAGAAUAGAAAUAGUGGGAUGAGUUUAUCAUUUUGUUCACUGAUGACAGCAAAGCCUUGUUCCAUGAUCAAUACUGGGAGCAAUAGGAAACCAUGUUGUGGUCGUAGAAGAUUUGGUGUUAUAAUUAGGUCGGAAGUAAAUGUGGCUCCCAAACAAAGAGGAAUUCUCCGAUUGUCAAAACAAGGAGUUCCUCUUGCUGUACAAGAGGUUGUUCACAGAAAUAUUUGCGCGGAAUAUGCCAAGACCUUUUAUCUAGUUUGGUGCAGAAGGAUGGAUGGACUUGUUGAUGAUCCUAACGCGGUGUAUAUGAGCUCUGCUAUUCUUGAUAGGUGGGAAGAUAGAUUGCACGACAUUUUUAAUGGACAACCCUAUGAUAUGCUUGAUGCUGCUCUUACUGAUAUCGUCUCCAAGUUUCCCUUGGAUAUUAAGGGACAUGAUACAAAACAUGAGAAUGGAUACGAGGAAAGCCCGAUACAACAAUUUUCAAGAGUUAUAUCUUUACUGCUACUAUGUGGCGGGAACUGUGGGCUUAAUGACUGUUCCGAUAAUGGGCAUUGCCCAGGAGUCUGUCAUCCCAAUUCAAAGUGUAUAUGAUGUUGCACUAUAUCUGGGUGUAGGAAAUCAACUCACAAACAUUCUUAGAGAUGUGGGGGAGGAGUUUGGUCAUCAUUAAUAUUGUAUCGUAAGAUCUUGGAUGCAAUUGAAGACAACGAUUACGACAAUUUGACUAAACGAGCCUGUGUGGGAUGUGCCAAGAAAUUUUUGACAUUGCCCCUAACUUACACUAGAUCUCUCUCAAAUCCCAAAAUGAAACUUGGUCCUUCUUUAACGAGGCCUAUCUAGCUAGCAAACUAGUCCAAUGAAAUACAUACAUUGGCUUCCUAGUACAGAUGAUAGGCCUUUUCUCCCAAGAUAAUAUGAAUACUUCUGCUUGGUUUUGGUUUUCGGAGAAAGGAGAAAGUCCCGGAGGAAAACCCCUAGAAUCUUACUAGCUACUUGUUGAUUCUUGUGUCAUUUCUUUGGGGUUAAAAAAUUGUGCAAAUUAGUGUACCCGAAAAGAUAAAAAUUCCGAAUGUGCAUUUCAUUUCUUUCUCUUUAAUUAACCCCACUCUCCCUAGUCCCUAUACCUUAAGAAAGGGUCCUUAAUUUUGAACCAAUGUGUGUGUAUAUAUAGAUGCGGAGAGAGAUAUUAAUUAGAAUAAUUUCAUUGGAAAAGUAUUCAUGUAAGAAAUUAUAAGUAUUAUGAUAUGAGAGACAUAAAGAAAAAUUAUGGGUGUU
Glycine soja is the source of this 1519-nucleotide messenger RNA. RefSeq names its product bifunctional 15-cis-phytoene synthase, chromoplastic-like. Gene Ontology annotation, biological process: carotenoid biosynthetic process. NCBI's taxonomy places the organism in Eukaryota, Viridiplantae, Streptophyta, Magnoliopsida, Fabales, Fabaceae. The coding region runs from base 260 to 835 and encodes 191 amino acids. The transcript is spliced from 5 exons. The record is from RefSeq and is a predicted model, not a curated record.